Molecule: messenger RNA, 791 nt
Organism: Rubroshorea leprosula
Lineage: Eukaryota; Viridiplantae; Streptophyta; Magnoliopsida; Malvales; Dipterocarpaceae
Source: the annotation of a GenBank genome assembly
AAAAAAAUCCCUGAUUUGGUCCCUACUGUUUACCAUUUUUACCCCGAUUUGGUCCUUCCGUUAAAAACUGUGUGACGUGGCAUGUUGCUUAACUGUUACCAGAUGACAUGUCAUAUAGCAAUCCACGUGGAAGACCAAAAAGCCUGGGUUCCUUCGAACCCACCCAGGCGCUGGGUUUGCAAGGAACCCAAGCGUGCUGGGUUCGCGUCUGGUGUUGGGUUCGCGUCUGGUGCUGGGUGCGCGUCUGGUGCUGGGUGCGUGUCUGGUGCUGGGUUCGCUAGGUUCGCGUCUGGUGGGUUCGCGUCUGGUGCUGGGUUCGCUGGGUUCGCGUCUGGUGCUGGGUUCGCUGGGUUCGCAUCUGGUGCUGGGUUCGUGUCUGGUGCUGGGUUCGCGUCUGGGUUCGCACCGAACCCAGCAUGCCUAGGUUUGGUGGAACCCAAGCGUGCUGGGUUCGCGUUUGGGUUCCUACAAACCCAGCACGCUUGGGUUCACAAGGAACCCAGGUGUUGGGUUCAUUUGCAGGUGCUGGGUUCGAUUUCGAACCCAGCAAGCGUUGGGUUUGAGCAGCUGCUGAGUUCUUGCAAGUGAGGCUCUGGGUUUCGUUUCGAACCUAGCAGCCGUUGGGUCAAAUAUAUAUUGAGUUUAAUCUGUUGAUUUGUUGUGUUAUCUUCGAAUUUAAUAUUAGGAAUUAGGGUUUGCAGAAGGUUAAAGGAAAGGGAGAGGAAGAAGAAAGGGAAAAAGGAAAAACAAAUGAAGAAAAAAAAAAAGAAUAAGAAAUUUUUUAACAUUUU